AUGCGCGGUUUCCUGCGUUUCGCUUUCCUGCGGUAUCGUUCCCUGCCACCUCUCGUCAACACUCGAGUUGCUGCUUUUGAGAUUGGUCUUUGCCUCCGCAGAAUGUCGUCGUCUAAUAUUACUUCGGAUUCUCAGACUUUGCAAGGCCCUCCAGACGAGGAAUCGUUAUUGCACUACGUGCCGGGAGGCUAUCACCCUACCAACCUGGGGGACAUUCUAGAUGAACGUUACGUGAUAAAGCGGAAGUUGGGGUGGGGUCAAUACUCUACUGUGUGGCUCGCGGAAGAUCCUCAAUCACAGCGACAUGUGGCUAUAAAAAUACUGACAGGAGAAGCAACCGACGCAAGGCAGCUACAUGAGCUGGCGUUUCUGCAGCAUCUUUCGUGCUCUCACCCGGAACAUCCAGGAUUUUCUCGUGUAGUGCGACUACUGGACAGCUUUCACCACGUUGGCCCGUAUGGGUCGCAUCUGUGUAUUGUCACGGAAGUUCUUGGAGAGUCCGUGCAGUGGCUGUCGCAGUAUUACCGAGGGGGUCGUUUCCACCCUGUAGUAGUCAAGGACAUUAUCCAACAAGUGCUCUUGGGUUUGGAUUAUCUUCAUCAGAGCAACAUCAUUCAUACCGAUUUGAAACCAGAUAACUUCUUGAUCGAACUGGAUGAUGUAGAAACUUUUAUCCAGGAGGCCAUCGACGAUAUACCUCCCGUUGUCUAUCCAUCAGUAACCAAUGCCGAUGGAAUGGUUCUCAGCUACGUUAAGUCACAGCCGAUCCCUGUACGGUUUGAGGAUGUGCAGCGCCAGGCGAAGCUUAAGGUGAAGAUCACUGACUUGGGUGUUGCUUGCUGGGCGGACAAGAUUGACGAACAUUUCACCGACAUGGUCCAACCUUCGGCUCUACGAGCUCCGGAGGUGUUUCUCGGCGCUGGAUGGGACUCAAAAAUUGAUAUUUGGAACGUAGGAUGCCUUGUUCACGAAAUGAUCACAGGGGAUCCUUUCCUCCCUGUAAGCUUGAUGGACAGUGAAGCUGAGCCCUCUCAACAACUCACCGUCAUGAUGAUCCGUCUUGGACCAAUGCCUUCCGAUCUGAUCGUUCGCGGAAAAUACUCUAGGCUGUACUUUGGACCAGACGGAACUUUCAUGUCCAGUCUGGACUACCCGGGGGUGCCGACUUUGCUGCAGAAAUUGGACAGUAUUUAUAGGGAACGAUGGUACCCAGAAGAAGUAGAGCUCUUCAAGUCAUUCAUGGCCUCGGCAUUAGAGAUGGAUCCGAAGGACAGGCCCAGUGCAGCAGAGCUUGCUGAACAUGAGUGGUUUCGAUCGAUGUUCGAGUUCAAGAAGAACUUUUGA
Molecule: messenger RNA, 1344 nt
Organism: Sparassis crispa
Lineage: Eukaryota; Fungi; Basidiomycota; Agaricomycetes; Polyporales; Sparassidaceae
Product: Serine/threonine-protein kinase SRPK
Exons: 7
Coding region: 1-1344 (447 amino acids)
Biological process (GO): regulation of mRNA processing; protein phosphorylation; spliceosomal complex assembly
Molecular function (GO): ATP binding; protein kinase activity
Source: RefSeq, a predicted model, not a curated record